This is a messenger RNA of Cylindrotheca closterium, 345 nucleotides long. The record is from the annotation of a GenBank genome assembly. NCBI's taxonomy places the organism in Eukaryota, Bacillariophyta, Bacillariophyceae, Bacillariales, Bacillariaceae.
AUGGCCCAUGAAUUAGCACAAUCGAUUGUCAUUGCAGCACAAACACUGAAACUGGAGGAGGAAGGAAUCACAGUAGCUGGGAUGCUCUACACAACUGGUGAGAAAAGUGGAACGUUGACACUUCGAGAUUACAACCAAGGUGACAAAAAGGUCUUCUAUGACUACUUUGAAGUUCUACAAGAGGCCAAGGCACGCGGAUUAGUGCCUAUUGAAGAAGAAAUUGCAGAGAAAAUCAUGCAAAAAGCCAACAGAGCGCACAGCUCAGCUGGUGUAUCCAAGAAUGUCCUUGCGGUUUUCAAGAACUCUACGAACUCUGUCAAGAUCAACAAAAAGACUGAGGCAUAA